UUUAAACUGGCAUAGUUAUCCUUUUAUAACUUCUCCUGUUGGCACUAGGGAUGUAAACUCACGGUUAAUCAGUUAAACCUUAGGUUUUACCAGUUAACUCAUUAACUUGGAUCCACUAGUAGUCCUAAGCACAGGGGAACCGACUUCUGCUUUUACUGCUCCUUCCCAAGUGGAGUGGCUGGCUCUUCCUCCCUCCUUCUCUCUGUACAGUGGUGCCAGCUGUGAGAAGGCGGCUGCUCCCUGGUACUGGUUCAUCAGUAUGCAUCAUGCAGCAAGGGUGAUGCUUACCAGUGCAAUCAUGCGGGUGUGCUGGCUAGUGAGGAAAGAUAAAUGCUGUCAGCGAAUCAAAUUGCCACACUUAGAAACAACAGUAAUAGGGCGUGGCCCAGAGACCGAAAUAACAGACAAGAAAUGUUCAAGGCAACAGGUGCAGCUAAAAGCGGACUGUAAUAAAGGGUAUGUCAAGAUCAAACAGAUGGGAGUUAACCCAGCCAGUGUUGAUUUGGUGGAUAUUGGCAAGGAUGAAGAAGUGAAGCUGAAGCCAGGACAGGUUCUACAUCUUGUAAAUAAACGUUAUCCCUACACUGUACAAUUCUUGGAAGACACAGGGGCCUCUGGCACAGGAGCAGAAGGAAAGACAAAAGCUAGCAAGCGGUCGUACAUAGACUCUGGGAAUAGUUGCAUGGAAAACAUCCCUGAAAAAAGUAUGAAAAUGGAGCAACUAGACUUGCAAGACGGCAGUUCAAGCUGCAUGCCAAAAAAUACCAGUAAUUCUUUCUCCUCUGCUCAUGACAGCUCUUCCAGCCACAAGGAACACUUAGGACAUUGGAGUCAAGGUCUGAAAAUCUCCAUGCAAGACCCAAAAAUGCAGGUUUACAAAGAUGAAAGGGUUGUGGUCAUUAAGGAUAAAUAUCCCAAAGCUCGUUAUCACUGGCUAAUCUUACCCUGGGACUCCAUCUCCAGUCUAAAAUCUGUAACAAAACAGCAUCUUGAACUGCUAGAACACAUGCAUGCUGUUGGGGAGAAGGUGGUCCAACAGUGCCUGGAUAAAGACAGACUGGAGUUCAGACUGGGUUACCAUGCAAUUCCCAGCAUGAGUCAGGUACAUCUCCAUGUAAUCAGCCAGGAUUUUGAUUCCCCUUGCCUUAAAAACAAAAAACACUGGAAUUCUUUUACCACCGAGUACUUCUUAAACUCUCAAGAUGUGAUAGAGAUGGUAAAGACCAAAGGAAAAGUUCUGGUUAAAGAUGGGACCUGUGAGCUCCUCAAGUUGCCCCUCAGAUGUCACAUGUGCAAGCAGCACCUACCUACCAUCCCACAGUUAAAAGAACAUCUCAAGAAACAUUGGCCAAAGUAACUGUAAACAUCACUGUAAAUCUGACCAGUCUAGAGCUAAAAACAAUCCCCCAGAAAACUUCUUUAAUCAAGUUGAAUAGAUUUUUGUUUUAGCUGCUGGAAAGAUUCUUCCCUGGGGAAAACAGCAUACAACUUGACAUUUUGUAACAACUUUUUAGAAGACAAAUAAAGCAGCCUCAGGGUCAGUA
Pelodiscus sinensis (Chinese soft-shelled turtle) is the source of this 1544-nucleotide messenger RNA. The record is from RefSeq and is a predicted model, not a curated record. NCBI's taxonomy places the organism in Eukaryota, Metazoa, Chordata, Testudines, Trionychidae.